CAUCUCCUUCCCUCUUAGCUCUUUCUCUCUUUUCAUUUGCACAGGCUGCCUCCGCGAGGGAGCAACGGCAAUGGCGGCGGCGGAUGUGGUGGUGGAGGAGGUGAUCAUCGUUGGCGCGGGGCAGUCAGGCCUCGCGGCGGCGGCGUGCCUGUCGCUGCGCGGCGUGCGGAGCCUCGUGCUGGAGCGCGACGACUGUGUGGGCUCGCUGUGGCGGCACCGCACCUACGACCGCGUCCGCCUCCACCUCUCCAAGCAGUACUGCGCGCUGCCGCACGCGCCGCACCCCGACGACGCGCCGACCUACCUCCCCCGCGACGACUACGUCCGGUACCUCGACGGCUACGCCGCGCGGUUCGGCGUCCGGACGCGGCUCCGCCGCGAGGUCCGCGCCGCACGGUUCGACAAAGGGCGAGGGCGGUGGGAGGUCGAGGCCGUCGACCUCGCCACCGGCGAGACCGAGCGGUACGCGGCGAGGUUCCUCGUCGUGGCGGCCGGGGAGAACGACGAGAAGUUCGUGCCGGAGGUGCCCGGGCUGGAGGGGUUCCCGGGGAAGGUGAUACACUCCAGCGAGUACCGGUCGCCCGAGGGGAUGCGGGGGAAGGCCGUGCUCGUCGUCGGCUGCGGCAACUCCGGCAUGGAGAUCGCCUACGACCUCGCGGACGCCGUCGCCGUCACAUCCAUCGUGGUCCGUGGUGAGCUUCACCUGGUGAGCAAGGAGAUCUGGAACGUGGCGAUGGUGCUGUACCCGUACCUCCCCGUGUGGCUCAUCGACAAGCUGGUGCUGCUCAUGUGCGCCGUCGUCUUUGGCGACACCGCCCGGUACGGUCUCCGCCGCCCCGCCGUUGGGCCCUUCACCAUGAAGCUCACCACCCCCGUAUACCCCGUCAUCGACGUCGGCACCUACGCCAAGAUCAAGACCGGCGAGAUAUGUGUCCUCCCCGCUGCCGUCAAGAGCGUCCGCGGCAACGUCGUCGAGUUUGCCGACGGGAAGCGCCACCCCUUCGACGCCAUGGUCUUCGCCACCGGGUACCGGAGCACCGUCAGACGGUGGCUCAAGAGCGAUGACGGGCUGAUCGGCGACGACGGGAUGACGGCGCGGAGCUACCCGGAGCACUGGAAGGGGGCGAACGGGCUGUACUGCGCGGGGAUGGUGAGGAGGGGCAUCUACGGCAGCGGCGAGGACGCAGAGCUCAUCGCCGACGACAUCAGCAAGCAGCUGCGCCCCCAAGCCCAGUAGGGCGAGCCAGACGUCCACGCCCACCGCAACGGCUCCUAGAGCUGGCUGUCUGACAUCCGUCGGAUGCGGAGGCGAUGGCGAUCACCUCAACAACUGUCCCAUUACUAGUACUAGCUUGUGAAUGCUGAUAAUAAGAAGAAAAAAUAAAUAUGAAAACGGAGAGACAGCAAGACGCUGUCCUGAGGGCUUUGUUUGCUGGAA
Phragmites australis (common reed) is the source of this 1438-nucleotide messenger RNA. Its product is annotated as probable indole-3-pyruvate monooxygenase YUCCA10. The record is from RefSeq and is a predicted model, not a curated record. The transcript has 3 exons. Lineage: Eukaryota; Viridiplantae; Streptophyta; Magnoliopsida; Poales; Poaceae. Gene Ontology annotation, molecular function: N,N-dimethylaniline monooxygenase activity; NADP binding; flavin adenine dinucleotide binding. Bases 71 to 1237 code for a protein of 388 amino acids.